AACAGCAGAAGUACUGUUGGGAAAAAUUCUGUGCCGAUGGAUAAGCUGGGAAAAGCCUGAAGGGAUCCUAGCUCUCGUGUGCCACCAGCCGAGUCCCAGGACGACCAUGGCCAGUCAGCUGUUCCUCUCAGAGCGUUCUCAAACAGUGUAAAGAUGUGGAGCUCUCCUUCAGUGACGUGACGGGCAAGCCUGAAAUCUUCAAAGGCACCAAGAAGGGGAUGUUGUAUCUCACCCCUUACAGGAUGAUCUUUGUGUCGAAGGGCAAGGAUCCGAUGCUGUCUUUCAUGAUGCCAUUUUAUUUGGUGAAAGGAUGCUCGAUCGAACAGCCUGUUUUCUCUGCCAAUUACAUCAAAGGACAGAUUCAGGCUGAGGCAGGAGGUGGCUGGGAAGGGCAGGGGACGUUUAAACUGACUUUCAACAGCGGAGGAGCCAUUGAGUUUGGACAGCUGAUGUUCAAAGCUGCCUCUAGCGCUUCCAGUGGCGUUCCUCUCCAGAACCCUGGCUACGGCUAUACCCCUGUUCCCGGAGGAUAUGCACCCCCCCCACCUGCUCCUGGGGGUUAUUCACCGGCUCCGGGGGGCUACGCUCCUCCUCCACCACCAAACGGACCAUAUCCUUAUGCACCACCUCCGAUGAGCGCCUACGGACCAGCUCCACAGCCCAUGGGAUAUCCAUAUGCCCAGACUCCAGGUAUUUACCCACCACUUCCAAACAUGAACCCUGUGUAUGUGCCACCUCCUCCCCCCUACUCCGGGCCAUCUCCUGCAGGACCCUCAGCCCCCUCUGCUCCCCCAGCUUGGGUGAGCCCAGGGAUGCCAGGGAGCAAUAAGGCCAUGGAAGCCGCUUCCAGUGCGUAUUACAAUCCAGCCAACCCACACAACGUGUACAUGCCCAUGGAUCAGCCACCUCCUUACACACCUCCUGAGGAUAAGAAGAACAACUAACAGAAGGAAAUUGCAACCAGUCUCCCGCACUCUCUCUCCCUGAAGACAACUUGGCUGUUACUACCCCUCCGGUUAGCGUAUCUCUAGGUCUCUUGGUAUAUACACAAUAUAUGUAAUGCUGGGCAGGGGAGCACCUGCCCUCCUUAAACGUAAAGUCAGUGGCAAUACAAGGUGGAACAACAGCACUUCCCUGCUUAUUUGCUUUAUCUCAUGGGGUUGAAGCACUAACCUUUUGCUCUGCCAUUGGCUUAAGGAGAGAGAUGGACUUCUUAAACCAGCAGUAGACCACAUCACUAAUCUAGGACUAAAGGCUCUGGGAUCUUGGAGUAAAACUACUUGGAAUGCCAAACUUUAGACUUCUUCUGAAGCACCAUCCAAGAGGAAAGGCAUAGAGAGCCCUGAGGUUCCUUGCAUAAACUCUUGGGUGCCCCGGAAAGGUGUUAACUUUCCUUAAAUUGUGGCACAGCUCAGCGUGAGUUGGGACUCUGGAAAUCCUUUAUCAUGCUGGAAAUGUGUUUCAUCUCGUGGAUUAAGAGUCAUGGUGUGAUGAACUUGGGAAGUGCAUCCUAAGAGACACUGAAGCAUUUGGCUGCGCAAGAGGGAGGGGCACGGGCCCCAGUCACCCCUGCCCUUGUAGACAUUGAAUAGAAAAGCAAACAGAGGUGUGUCUGCAGGGCAGCAUGCUGAUCCUGGCAGGCAUGCCAAUCAGUCUUCCUUUCCCUCUCCUAGAAGCAGGUCCCACGUCUGUGCAAUGAUCCUGUGUCGAGCAGCCCUUCUUCAAGCCUAAUGGAGUCAAGUGCUGCACAGGAGGCUGCUUGCCUUGGAGCGAAAUACGUUCCAUUAGGAAGGUGACCUGGCACUAGCCUUGUCAGGAGACAGGUCCCACAGCCCUGGCUCCCUCUGCUGAGCAAGCUUGUGCUGUGUGCUCGCUCCACAGGGGAAAACUGGCCUCCAUCUCAUCCUUGGGCUGCUACAGCCAGGGCCUGUUUGCCCAUAUCUGAGCAGCGCAGGAGGGUGGGCGCUGUAGAAGUGGAGUUGGGUUGCUGAGGGGUGCAGCGCCCUCCCUCAGCUGGGAACCACUGCCUGGUGUGGAUGCUACAAAGGCUCAGCUCUCCUGCAGAGACUGGCUGCUCGGCCACAACCUUUCCUUCUUCCUUAGGACAUAGUGCCAUUAAACCUGCUCUGAAGAGAGUCUCUGGUAGUCUGGUGGAGACCUUUGUGAUCCUUUAUAUAUAGGGUGAUCGUACUACUUCCUACGGCCUUCCUACCUUCACAGUGAAGGGGAAGGAGUGUUUUCCCUCUUACUUCCCUGCUUGCCAGGGCUCUCCUGUUAAGUCAGGCUUGCACAACUUGCAAGUGUGAAUUCCUAAAGCAGCCCUGCAUGGGGGGUAAGUUAGUUUCCAUAUCUAUGAAUGUCUUUUAAGUCUGAAUUAGAGAUAUUCUAUUAACCCUGUAUUUAAAAAAAAAAAAAAUCAACCAUGAAUGUUUAUAACUUUUUGGAUUGCACUUUAAUACAGGAGUGUUGAUACCUUUUUCUGCCUGUUCA
This is a messenger RNA of Calidris pugnax (ruff), 2490 nucleotides long. It is a transcript of the gene WBP2NL, whose product is annotated as WBP2 N-terminal like. Gene Ontology annotation, cellular component: nucleus. Gene Ontology annotation, biological process: positive regulation of DNA-templated transcription. Gene Ontology annotation, molecular function: transcription coactivator activity; chromatin DNA binding. NCBI's taxonomy places the organism in Eukaryota, Metazoa, Chordata, Aves, Charadriiformes, Scolopacidae. The coding region runs from base 219 to 944 and encodes 241 amino acids. The record is from RefSeq and is a predicted model, not a curated record. The transcript has 8 exons.